AUGGGCUGGUUAUCAUUUGGCUCGCAGAAAACAGAAAUACCACCAGCUUCUCCUCCAUUAGCUUCUCCAAACUUAGAACACAAGUCACAUCAGCAACUUCCCCAACCGUCAUCAAAUGCAAGACAGUUGAUUAAUGAUAGUUCCGACAUUGAAACAACAUUAAACCAAUUAAGUUCAGACUCUCAAUCAAAUGAAAUCAAACUUAAGAACGUCAAUGAUGUAACGAAUUUUAAGGACGCUGACUCAACGGUAGGAGACUUUAUUCACAAUUAUCCGCCCACCAAUAUGUUUGUUAUAGAUGGAGAAAAGGAUAUCAAAGAAAGCAUUAUAUGUACGUCGAAUAGAGAUGGGGGCAAAACUUGUCUUAAAUUAAAGAUAAACUCAAUUGAGUUAUUUAAGAUUAUGCAAAAGCACGAGUACUUUUGUUCUUUGCCCAAUGAUAUCAAUGCUACGUAUUUUGAGUGUAGAAAGAUCAAAUAA
Molecule: messenger RNA, 480 nt
Organism: Lodderomyces margitis
Lineage: Eukaryota; Fungi; Ascomycota; Pichiomycetes; Serinales; Debaryomycetaceae
Exons: 1
Coding region: 1-480 (159 amino acids)
Source: RefSeq, a predicted model, not a curated record